Parasteatoda tepidariorum (common house spider) is the source of this 1938-nucleotide messenger RNA. RefSeq names its product piggyBac transposable element-derived protein 1-like. NCBI's taxonomy places the organism in Eukaryota, Metazoa, Arthropoda, Arachnida, Araneae, Theridiidae. The record is from RefSeq and is a predicted model, not a curated record.
AUGUCCCGGAGAACUGUUGGAAAAAAUUUGCUUACUCAAGAAGAAAUUUUGCAGAUGAUGCAAACUAUUUCGUCAGAUGAUUCUGGUUCUGAAGCUAAUAAUUCUGAUAAUGAGAAGAAUGAAUGUAAUUUUGAUGAUGAAAAAGACUCUUUGUAUACAAUUGAUGUUGAAAACUGUGGCGAUAAAAGUGAUUGUCAAUCAAGUUCUAAUAGUGAUUCUGAACCAGAUGAAGAAUUAUUGCCUGCUCAAAGUCGGAAAAAAGUUCAAGGGAAAAAUAAAUGCAGUUCUUUCAAACCAAGAUUAAGUAAAAAGAGAGAUAAUUUGAAUGAUUCUAUAUUAUCUAAUAAUAACUCUGAGGAAGAAAUAACGAAAAAUGGAACUGUUUGGAAAUAUCUUCAGCAAAAUAUUCCCGGAAGACUGCCCACACAGAAUGUUUUGAAGGAAAAAAGUGGACCCACAUCGUUUGCGAAAAGAAAUAUCAACAUUAAUUCUGCAAGCAGCACAUGGCGUCUGCUUAUAAAUGAAAAGAUGUUGAAGCAUAUACAGAAGUGCACAGAUGCAGAAAGUGCGAGGUGCAAAAAUAUCAACUGGAAAGUUUCUUUAGAAGAACUAGAUGCCUUUAUUUCUUUGCUUUAUGUUCGAGGUGCUUUACUUGCAGAAGGACUUUCAAUUGAUGCUUUGUGGUCAAAGAAAUGGGGACAUAAUUAUUUUCCUGAAACUAUGCCAAGAAAUAGAUUCAAGGAAAUUCUUAGAUACCUAAGAUUUGAUUUGAAAUCAAUGAGAUCGCAACGGCUAGUGACUGAUAAAUUUGCUCUCGUUUCCGAAAUUUGGGAGCAAUUCAUUGAAAAUUGCCUAUCUUGNAUUCUUAGAUACCUAAGAUUUGAUUUGAAAUCAAUGAGAUCGCAGCGGCUAGUGGCUGAUAAAUUUGCUCUCGUUUCCGAAAUUUGGGAGCAAUUCAUUGAAAAUUGCCUAUCUUGUUAUAAACCUGGAGAAAAUAUCUGCAUUGAUGAACAACUGUUUCCAACUAAAGUUAGAUGCAAAUUUCUUCAAUACAUGCCAAAUAAACCAGAUAAAUUUGGUAUUAAAUUUUGGUUAGCUACAGAUGUGUCAUCAAAAUAUAUUUCGAAUGCGUUUCCUUAUCUUGGAAAAGAUGAGACACGUCCUGAAGCAAUGACUGUUGGAGAGCAUGCAGUAUACAGACUGAUGGAGCCAUUUUAUAAUAGUGGGAGAAAUGUUACAACGGACAAUUUCUUUACCUCCCUGAAUUUAGCUCAAAACUUGAAACAGAAAAGCAUUAGUUUGGUAGGUACAAUCAAUAGAGCAAAAAAAGAAAUUCCCGAAAGCUUCAAGAAAACAAAGGAUGAACUUUUUUCCAGCAAAAUAGUGCACAGUAAUGGCAUAACAUUAACCUCAUAUCAGUGCAAAAAAAGAAAAAAUGUCCUUCUUCUGAGCUCCCUCCAUCCAAAUUUGAAUGCAUCAAAUACAGAGAAAAAGACUCCGGAAGUCAUAACAUAUUACAACUCUACGAAAUAUGGUGUUGAUGUGGUAGAUCAGAUGGCAAGAAAAUAUUCUGUGAAAUCCUGUUCAAGACGUUGGCCAGUUCAUGUAUUCUUCAACAUCCUUGACUUAGCAGCCAUAAAUGCGUGGGUUUUAUAUAAGGAACUGAUCGAUAUCAACAUAAGUCGCAGAGACUUUAUUUUGAAAUUAUCAGAUGAGUUAAGAAAAAAACAUCUUGACAUGCGCAAAAUAAUUCCUAAGAAGGACAUUUCAACUGAUCCCAAAACGCAUGGUAUAAAAAGGAAACAAUGUCAAGUAGCAGAGAAUUGUAAAGGUAAUAAAACAGUCAAUAUGUGUGAAAACUGCAAGAAAUAUAUCUGUGGACCAUGUACCGCAAAAGUGAAAAAAAUUAGUGUAUGUAUUUCUUGUGAAAAAGACUGA